GGAUGGAUAGCUCCAACGUGGAGAGGGGCAAACGUGCCACUUUACACCGGCAGCUUGCCUUUUUAGCAUUGACUAAUGCAAUCGACCAAUGGAACUCCCAGUGUCCCCGGCUCGCGACUCAGCUCCUGAACGACAAAGAUCAAUAUCUCAUAUCCGAAUGCUAUGCAGCUCACUUGAUGCCGACAGCGCCUUCCUUCUAGUGGAAUGGAGACAACGACAGCAUAGCCACAUCUGUACUUCUUCCAGAGAUGUACCCUUUGCUUGGGGACAAUUAUUGGAAGCAUAGCAGAUUCAAGGCUAGCGACGUCCUUAGAACUUGGCGUAAAGACGCUGUCCGCUUAUAUCCGUUCAACGAGAUCGAGGACGAGGAGAGUGAGAGCACACUCGUUCAAGGCAGAGAAGAAGACUCUGUCGACCAGGACAGAGUUGUCCGAAGUCUUUCCCGCUCUCUACAGCAGUGCGGAAUGGGCGACCAGCACGACAUGGAGGAGGACACCGAAGACGUCCUUGUCGUUGCAGAAAGGCCCAUUCCUAGCAAGAAAAGAAAGGCAAACAGUCCCUUGAGCCAAGCCAUCACACCGAAGAGAGUGAGGCGCAAGCAGUCCGUUUACGACGUCGAAAGCUCCGAUGACGACGUCGUCGUGCGCCGCCGAAGGCCCCAUGCGAAAUCAGCAAUUCUUCCAAGACGGCCGGCUACUACGCCCAUUACACCUCCUCAAAGCGGCGGAUAUAUAUCUACGAUCUUAGUUGACUCGGACAGGGACGGUCAGGAACCUCUCUUGGUGAGAAGACAUCGUGAUCGUCGUGUGAUCUUGAUCGAUCCGGAUAGCGAUGAUCAAGAACCGCUUUCGAUGGGAAGACGUCGAGGUCGUCGUCUUUUUGAACGCAAGGAAUCUCCCCAGCCUUUGACGGAGCGUCCGUCGCCACUUGAUCUCUCGCCCAUCCGAAAUGUCGCGACUAUCGAGCCAGUUGAGGCGCCUGAGAAGAAACACAACUGUGUUGCGGCUCUUGAAGAGCUUUUUGACUCCGUCAACAGAUCUCGUGGUCAAUUCACUAGCGAGGAGCGGGAGCUGGCAGAUAGACAACUCAGACAGAUGGGAAAGCGGAUGAGGAGAAUGAGCAAGAUGGCGAAGAGAAUGGUUAGAAAACCCUAAGUCUGAAUAGGCAGGGCCUGAGACUCUUGAUACAAACCAAUUGGUGAGAAAGCUUGGUAUUUGAGUAGAGGGGCUCGUUGCGUCGGAAUAGCCUUGAUAGCUGAAAGUCUCCGAUACCUAAUAAUGAAG
Molecule: messenger RNA, 1283 nt
Organism: Colletotrichum godetiae
Lineage: Eukaryota; Fungi; Ascomycota; Sordariomycetes; Glomerellales; Glomerellaceae
Exons: 1
Coding region: 249-1154 (301 amino acids)
Source: RefSeq, a predicted model, not a curated record